Molecule: messenger RNA, 1179 nt
Organism: Cynoglossus semilaevis (tongue sole)
Lineage: Eukaryota; Metazoa; Chordata; Actinopteri; Pleuronectiformes; Cynoglossidae
Gene: nubpl
Product: nucleotide binding protein-like
Exons: 11
Coding region: 56-1078 (340 amino acids)
Biological process (GO): iron-sulfur cluster assembly; mitochondrial respiratory chain complex I assembly
Cellular component (GO): mitochondrion
Molecular function (GO): ATP binding; ATP-dependent FeS chaperone activity; 4 iron, 4 sulfur cluster binding
Source: RefSeq, a predicted model, not a curated record
GCGUUCUGCGGCUGUUCCCAUCGAAUAACUCUUAUGCGCAAUUUGCGCAAAUGUGAUGCGCACGAAUCAGCUACAGCAGCACAGGAGAAGGAGGGACAUGGCUCACUUCACCUACAGCAGAAUGUCGCAUUUAUUGAGAUUUUCCGCAAACAACGCUUCAAUUUUAAGAACAGGCCUAGAACGAAAGGACGCAGCCGCAUGCUGUUUACAAUUAUUUCGCUGUCACCAGCGAUCAGUGGACAACAAGACUUUACAGGAGAGACAGAAGCAGCAGAUGGCCAGAGGUCUACCAAAACUGAAGUCCAUUCCAGGAGUUAAAGAGGUCAUUGUUGUAGCUUCAGGGAAAGGAGGUGUAGGCAAGUCCACCACUGCAGUAAACCUGGCUCUGGGAUUAAUGGCCAAUGACACGUCAAAGUCUGUGGGUCUGUUGGAUGCCGACAUCUAUGGACCAUCAAUUCCCAAACUAAUGAAUCUGAAAGGAAACCCUGAGCUCACUGACAACAAUCUGAUGAUCCCGCUCACUAACUACGGAAUUCCAUGCAUGUCCAUGGGUUUUCUGGUAGAGGACUCGGCUCCGAUCGUGUGGCGAGGACUUAUGGUGAUGUCAGCGAUGGAGAAACUGCUCAAACAGGUAGACUGGGGUUCCGUGGACUAUCUAGUUGUGGACAUGCCUCCAGGGACAGGAGACGUCCAGUUGUCCAUCACCCAGAACGUCCCAGUUGCAGGUGCUGUUAUUGUCUCAACACCGCAGGACAUCGCUCUGUUGGACGCUCGCAGGGGAGCAGAGAUGUUCAAAAAAGUCAACGUGCCGGUUCUCGGUCUGGUGCAAAACAUGAGCGUCUUCCAGUGUCCCAACUGUAACCAUCAGACACACAUCUUUGGCUCUGAUGGAGCACGGCAGCUAGCUCACACUCUGGGAGUCGAGGUUUUAGGUGAUAUUCCUCUGCACCUGAAUAUCAGAGAGACAUCUGACAGAGGACAGCCUGUGGUCGUCUCAUGUCCAGAUAGUCCAGAGGCAGAGGCUUACAGGAAGUUGGCCUCCUCUGUUGUCCGCAGACUACAGGAAGUGAACACUUGAUGGACAGAUGUGAAGUCACCUGACUUAUUUGUUUUUAUGAUUUUUACUGAGGAAAUGUUAAAUAUAUAUCACAAUUCAAUAAAACUGACAUAUCAAACUUC